Messenger RNA from Oryzias melastigma (Indian medaka), 3641 nucleotides. It is a transcript of the gene ccpg1, whose product is annotated as cell cycle progression 1. The record is from RefSeq and is a predicted model, not a curated record. The transcript is spliced from 10 exons. NCBI's taxonomy places the organism in Eukaryota, Metazoa, Chordata, Actinopteri, Beloniformes, Adrianichthyidae. Bases 581 to 3037 code for a protein of 818 amino acids. Gene Ontology annotation, cellular component: membrane.
UGAUGCAGAAAAAUAAUUACACACAUUGAGAUCAAGUUUUAAAGUGACGAUAGAGUGCUUAUUAAUCAUUCUCUGAAAGAAUUCUUAUAUAUUUUCAGUAAACAUUAAGAUUCACACAAUAUGUAAUAAUCAUUGAUUAUCUUUAGAACACAUAAUUACAUUAGUUAGUGUUUUUUAAGCAAAACCUUAUCUUGAACAAAAUAUUAAAAACAAAACAAAAAAACAUUAGAAGUAUAGUGCAACCCGUUGCAACCAUAGACUGUAAAAACAAUAUACAGUCUGGUUGCAACAGGCACUCUUUUUUUCGACCGUCUAUUAUUUACGUGGGUUUGUCACCCCGCCAAACAUGUUGUAUCCCCUGCUGACGCUUGGGAGUUGUCGUUUCCUGUGUCCUGGGAGAAAGACAACUCCCUUUUGAUUAAACUACAUUUCCCAGAAGCCACGAAAUUACAGUGUUUUUAACGGCCACAUCCGGUCAUACUGCAACAGCCGCUGAGCUGGUUGUAAACAGCUGCCUGAUUUGCGGAUUCACACCGUAGUUUCUUUCUUCUGCAGACCCACAUGCUUAUUGCUGACAAAAAUGUCGGAACCAUCCAGUGAUACAGAGUCAUCUUGUGGCUGGAGUAUUAUUAGCAAUGAGGGUUCAGAUAUUGAGACUUUGGGGCCAGAGGCUACUGCUGAAUUUGGAGCUGAACUGUUAGAGCACUCCACACUGGAAGAGCCACUGCAGCUGGACUCACAAACUUUAGCUCCGGCUUUAGUUGAGACUGCUCAGUCCCUCCAUGACACACUGGAAGAACAGGUGGUAGAUAAAACACUGUACUGUCUGAGCACAAAAGCACCUGAAAAUGAUGUGGAAGGCGAGGCUGCAGGGAAGGAACCUGUGUUAUCCUCCAGUGAUCUUUCUGAUAUUGUGACACUGGGAGAUGUGAAGGAGGACGAGCAUACGGAGGAGGAAGCACCCAUACAUGAGGACUUGUACCUCGGCACGUCCAGCAGCAGCCACUACGCCUUCACUUCUGCAGCUGCAGAGACUGUUUUCCCCGUGCAGCAGCCAGCAGUGACUAACUCCAGCAGCAGCGAGGACGAGGCUGAACGAAGCUCUGGUGUUCUGAUAAGAAGACGAAGGGUGAGGAGAAACACAGCAGGUGUGACAGACCCAGAGGACGAGGAACAAGAGGCGCUCGUACUGGAAUCACGAUCAGCUGAUGAGAAGGACGAGAGGCCAGAGGAAGAGGAACAAGAGCACGAAGAAGAGCAGGAAGAGGCUGAACCGACUGCUGCUGCAAAUGAUCUAGGUCAUAGCUGGGACGGAAGCAUCCUCAACAAAUGUGUCCUGCUUGCUCUCAUCAUAGCCAUUAGCAUGGGCUUUGGCCACUUCUAUGGUACAUCCCAGAUCCAGGAAAGGCAAAAAAUUAUGGAUAAAACCAAAGUGAAUGAGCUUGACGGUGUGAGAGAUCUGAUUCAGCAACAUGCAGGAGAUCAAAGUUUGUCAAACCAGAUAAUUGGCUCUGACUAUGACAACUUGGAUGAGAAACAAAUCAUGUUGCUGCUCACAGAAGUUAUUAAAAAAUUAAAGAAAGAGAACCAGGAACUCAUCAAAAAACAGGAGCACAUACAGGCCAAGAACGAUGAGCUGAAACUGUUGCUGAAACAGGCAGCAGAGGACAACCAUCAGCUAAAGAUCUGGCUUCAAGACGGGGAAAAGUCUUUGUUCGUCUUACAGGAGGAGCUAGGAAACCUGCGCUCCAAGGUCAGGGAUCUGGAAGCAGCAGCAGCUGGAGCCGACUCUCUCCUGCUGGAAAACCAGAGCCUGAAGGAGCAGCUGGAGGACGAAAGGCAGCUGGCAGUUGGCAUCCAGAUCCACAAUGAAAACAUGGAAGCUGAAGCACAGAUUCUGAGAUUAAAGUUUGACAAGGAGAAGAGAGUCACAGAGGAGCUCAGGGAAGAGGUGAGUCAACUGAGGAGUCUCAUCCCUGAAGCUGGAAAGGAAGCGGGUGCAGAUGUGGAGGAACUGCAGUCCCACCUGAUGGAGCUGGAGAAGAAGCUCAGCUUCGAGCAGCAGCGCUCCGAUCUGUUUGAGAGGCUUUAUGUGGAAACCAAAGAAGAAAGAGUCAAAGGAGACAGAGAGUCCAAACAGAAGAAAACUAAACCGGGCAUGGCAGGGAAAGUGAAAGAGACCUUUGAUGCUGUGAAAAACUCCACCAAGGAAUUUGUCCACCACCACAAGGAGCAGAUCAAGAAAGCUAAAGAAGCUGUUAAAGAGAAUUUAAGGAAGUUUUCUGAUUCUGUUAAAUCAACUUUCCGACACUUCAAGGAUUCGGCAUCGACAUUCCUUAACAAAGCUCGAGGUUUUUAUAAGAAAAAUAAUGGCAAAAAUUCAGAGGAUUCUUGGGAGCACACAUCCCACAGUUAUCCUCACAACACCCGAAAAUCCACCUGGAAAGCACACGAAGAUCAAACGAGCAGCAGUCAUCAAGCCAGGAUGAAAGGAUGCACCGGGGUCUUCGACUGUGCCUACCAGGAGUCCAUGAGCCUUUUCAACAAAGCCACGGAGCCCAUCAGGGCCGAUGAAUUCCACCAGCUGCUCCGCAGCUAUCUGCAGCAGGAGGUGGACCACUUCCACCACUGGAAGGAGCUGGACGCAUUCUUAGGCAACUUUUUCCACAACGGGGUGUUCAUCCAUGAUCAGAUGUUGUUCACUGACUUUGUGAGUGAAGUUGAAGACUAUCUGACAGACAUGCAGGAGCACUACAGCCUGGAUGAGGAUGUGUUUGGAGAUCUUGAUGACUUCAUCUACAGACACUUCUUUAGAGAAUCGUAUGCAAAGAGUUUCAGCCCUCGCGGUCCAUUUGAAAGACCCAACGAGGACACCAAAGAGGAGCUGAGGGCGAGGCACCAACAGCGGAAGCAGCACAAAGCCAGAUCUCGGCAGCACAGGGGCCGCAAAUGUAGGAGAGCAGGCCGAAGCACAGACCCACAUCUGACCGAUGUUAAAAUAGAACUGGGCCCGAUGCCGUUUGACCCCAAAUACUGACAACAUCUCAUCCAGUUUAACAUCAAAGCUUCAAUAUUUUGGGUUUUUUUCUCCCCCCAAUUUCAAAGUCACUUUUUUUAUAAUGUUGCACAGGCGUAUGCUACUGCUACUCAUGAGAGUUUUAUGGUAAUUUCUGGUAAGUAAAAAAAAAAGCAUUCAUUGCAAUUCUCUUCAAGAUUUUACAGAUAUUCAUUUGGAAUCUAUUAGUGCCAUGUUUACAAAUUGUAAAAUCCAAGAAAGCACCUUCACAUAUCCACCUGUAUUGUGGCUUUGUGUCUAUUGUGUAUUGUUUUAACCUUCUUCAUUUAAAUGAGUUUGUUGAGGAUGCAGUUCUCUGAUCAGAUGCUGUUUUGAAUCAUUCCACCUUGAAGUUGUUUCGACUGAAGCUUGCAAUUUUAUUUCCCUCUUGCUGACAUGGUAAAAAUGAAACUGGAAAAAAAUGUCAUCGCUAGUCGUUUUUUUUCUUGAGUCUUUAUUUGACACAAAAAAUAUAAAAAAGCAUAUUUAUUUCAACUGCAAAAUGAUAACAUGUUGCUUAGGGUCUCAACAAUUGUUCCAGUGUUUUUCAGUGCCUUUCAUAAAUAAAAAUGCUUCCUCCAACUUU